Sclerotinia sclerotiorum 1980 UF-70 is the source of this 1290-nucleotide messenger RNA. RefSeq lists its product as hypothetical. Bases 1 to 1290 code for a protein of 429 amino acids. NCBI's taxonomy places the organism in Eukaryota, Fungi, Ascomycota, Leotiomycetes, Helotiales, Sclerotiniaceae. The record is from RefSeq and is a predicted model, not a curated record. The transcript is spliced from 2 exons.
AUGCCUCGUUCGAGUUUCGUACCAAAGUUCUGGCCAACCUCAAAUGAUCGAGUGAUUGUCUUCGACCACAGCAUUUCAUCAAGUUGUGAAGUACUGUUCGAUAAUUCUGCUUUGAAGAUGGAGGUGAAACCACAGAGCCAGGAAAUGCCUUCAUCCUCCAGGGACAAUCAAUUGGAUCGAUUUUGUCGUCAAUAUCUUCAACUUCUGCCCAAUCUCGAUUACCCAGAUGAAGAACAUCUUCGGGAUAAAGUCUUUCAGGAAGCCAUAUAUUUGAGACUAUUUGACGAAAGUGUUUUGGAGUACCCUCCGCCUCAGAGAUACCAACUCAAAACUCUGAAAGAGCUGACUAGGAGAAUCGAGAAUAGUAUUCACAACUGGGAAGAACAAGGAAUAUCAGAUAAUCUGAUGAGCCAUCUUUCUAUUCUUCUCUCUACCCCAAUUCCCUCAGAAGCCACGGCAGCCCAGCAACAAUCCUAUGUAACUUAUACUCUCUCAUCUUUUCACCCUCCCUCUUCUUCCUCUACAUCCCCAACCCCUCAAACUCCAACAAUAACCAUCCUCGAAUCCGCCUCUCUUCUAUCAAGUUCCGGAACCACAGGCCUUCGAACAUGGGAAGCCGCUCUGCACCUCUCAAAUUACAUCUCCCUUAACCCACACCUUAUCUCCAAUAAAACGAUACUGGAGCUCGGUUGUGGCACCGGGUUCAUUUCGAUCUUAUGCGCAAAGUAUCUCUCUGCAAAGCAUGUUCUAGCUACUGAUGGAAGCCCCGAAACAUUAACGCUGAUGAACACAAGUCUGUUUCUCAAUAAUUUGACUGAUGUCAUUACUCCUAUAACGGGUCAGAUUGUGACGAACAAGAUAAGCACAUGCGAACUCACCUGGGGUCACAUGCUUCCAACUGGAGAAGCUGAGACAUUUCCUGACUUUCUAUCAUCAAAAUCCCUACCGUCCAGCUCAUCACUCGUCGCUGGAUCAAACCAGACACCAUUGGACCUCAUUCUUGCCGCCGAUGUAAUCUACUCUCCCGCUGUGAUUCCCUCCUUAAUUGUCACCCUGGAGGAUCUCUUCGGCCUAUACCCAGCCGCCGAAGUGUUGAUCUCAAGUACGAUACGUAACGCCGACACGUAUGCAAUCUUUGUAGAUAUGUGUAGAAAGAAGCAAUGGGCGAUAGAACGGGUAGAUUUCGGGAUAGCGGAAAGGAGUGAACAGGAAGGACCGUGGUAUGGAGGGUUAGGGGAGGGGAUUGAGAUUCUUUGGGUUAGGAAUACCAAUGGGAGGAGCGGGUGUUAG